CCCCUUCUUCCGAAGCGAUGGCGCUGGCCCUAGCGCUGCUGCCCCUAUGGGCCCUGCCGGUCACGUGCUACGCCCCGGAGGCGCACGUGCUCAGCCCCCGCGGCCCCGCCGCCGAGUUUCGCUCAGACUUCGUCCGCGUCCUCAGAAGUCGGCGCCGGACCCCCGCAGUUCCUCUUGCGGUAGAGCCGGCGAAGCCGGUCAAACAUCCAUUGUACCAAGGGAAUGGUCCUCUGGGAUCAAGAGAGGCCAUGGAAUCUUGUCCGAGGAAAAAGAUCAAGGAUUUCAAGGAGAAGUUGGCGGAAGAGAACUAUUACUUAAUCACUGAGGCAGGGGAGCAAGGACGCGUGCCGGUACUAAUUUUAAGCUUGAAGGAUGAAACUCGGGAAAGAAGACCAGCUAUUGUAUUUUUGCACAGUUCUUACAAAUGCAAAGAAUGGUUGCGUCCAUUGCUCGAGGCAUAUGCUUCAAGAGGUUAUGUGUCUAUUGCCAUUGAUUCUCGCUACCACGGCGAAAGGGCCAACAACAAGACAACUUACAUAGAUGCUCUCAUUUCAGCUUGGAGAAAUGGAGACACAAUGCCUUUCAUAUACGACACGGUCUGGGACUUGAUAAAGCUAGCGGAUUAUCUUACUCUGAGAAAAGACAUAGACUCCUCCAGGAUUGGGAUUACUGGUGAAUCACUUGGAGGAAUGCAUGCAUGGUUUGCUGCUGCGGCUGAUACACGCUAUUCCGUGGCUGUUCCCAUAAUUGGAGUUCAGGGCUUUCGAUGGGCAAUAGACAACGAUCAGUGGCAGGGUAGAGUCGAUAGUAUUAAGCCUCUCUUUGAAGAAGCACGGAUUGAUUUGGGGAAGCGUGUAAUAGAUAAAGAAGUUGUCAAAAGGGUGUGGGAUAGAAUUGCACCCAGUUUAGACUCGCAGUUUGACUCUCCUCAUUCAGUUCCUGUUAUCGCACCUCGGCCUCUCCUUAUUCUAAACGGUGCGGAAGAUCCUCGCUGCCCUCUUCCAGGUUUGGAGACUCCGGUCUCGAGAACAAGCCAGGCUUAUCAAGAAGCUGGUUUUCCAAAAAAAUUUAAGUUUAUUGCAGAGCCCGGAAUAGGGCAUCUAAUGACAGCGAAAAUGGUUAAGGAAGCGAGUGAUUGGUUCGACGAGUUCCUCUAAUAAGCGCUAGUGCUUGGUAACGAAGCAUUUAAGCUGCUGCUUCUAUACUUUUAUUUGGUGAUUGUUGUACUUCUCGAAGUUGCGUUACAGGUUGAAGUUUCAAGUUACAGUGGUGCACAUUUCAUUUUCACUUUGUAUGUUAUUUAAUAGCGUUAUAUUUAGUUCAAAAAAUGUUUGUUAUUAGAAAGGUCAUGUAAGAACUUAGUGCGGUGUGUAUAUAAAAAUCAGCAAAACUCUUUACUUGGGAAAGAAGUUUUUAAGAUCU
Molecule: messenger RNA, 1422 nt
Organism: Ananas comosus (pineapple)
Lineage: Eukaryota; Viridiplantae; Streptophyta; Magnoliopsida; Poales; Bromeliaceae
Product: putative esterase YitV
Exons: 13
Coding region: 18-1157 (379 amino acids)
Source: RefSeq, a predicted model, not a curated record